AGUAUUCGUAUCUGUUAUAAAUUUGCUCCUCUCGUAUACCAAUCUCUCUUAUGUAACUCUCAAUUUUCCAUACCAUUUCCUUCGUUUUGAUUCAUCGAGCGAUCGUUCCUAGACCUAUCCGUCCAUGGCUUCCACAAAUGAGAAAACAUUCGUUUCAGAAGAGGCCAAGGUAGACCCAAAGCGCAUCGUGGUAUGCUGCGAUGACACUUCCCAAUCAUCAACUUCCAUCAAUCCUAAAAACAGCUGCCCAUCCAACGUCACCCGUCUCUACCAAACUCUCGCCGACGCUGGACAUAAACUAAAACGAAAGGUAUACCAGCGCACUUGUGUACUACGGCGCGAGACUCGGAACAGGCGACAUACCGAUGCAGAGACAAAAAGGACAAGGUAGCGUAACUCAACCCAGCCCUCUUCUUACCCAGCGUCUAUUCUGGGCUAUGGCCUCGUCGAAAACGUAAUCAAAGCCUACACUAUAUUGUCAAUAACUAGAACGCCGGCGACGAGCUCUUCUUCGGCUUCUCCCGCGGCUUAGCCAAGCCGCCUUCACUCCUCUACGACGCCGGAGGUCCUGGAUUUCAGGCAACAUUCCAGUGAUCUCAGGCCACAAUCCAGGAUUUUAGGCAACAGCGGUGAUCCGGGCUGCCCACUUGCCAAGACGCU
Mytilinidion resinicola is the source of this 660-nucleotide messenger RNA. RefSeq lists its product as uncharacterized. Bases 125 to 391 code for a protein of 88 amino acids. Lineage: Eukaryota; Fungi; Ascomycota; Dothideomycetes; Mytilinidiales; Mytilinidiaceae. The transcript has a single exon. The record is from RefSeq and is a predicted model, not a curated record.